AUGUCCUACCUCCCUAACACUGAAGUUCUGAACCACGUCGAGUCAACCAAGCCUUACUUCCCAGGCAAAUUAAUGCCUGACGUCUCUUUUCGGCACUGUCCUGGUGUGCCCAGGGUCCGCGACUGGCGAGGCCGAGCGAGCGGCGUGCCUGAUUGCCGAAGCAGGCAGAGCCUCCGGAGCGGCGAGAAGAAGGCAGGGGGAGUCAGAGCAGCCGAGGAGGAGGAAGAGGAGAGGGCGGCGCAGGGGCGCGAGCGGCAGAGCCAGGCGGCGAGAAGCAACAGGAGGAGGAGGAGCAGCAGGAGAAGCGCCUUGAAGGACACGCGCGGCCCCACCAGGAGCGGCGGCGGGGAAGGGGAGCGGCAGCCAGGACGGGGAGGAGGCGGCGGCGGCGGCGGCGGACGGGGAGGCGAGCGGCGGGGCUGCUGCAGCAGCGAGCGGCUGGUGAUCAACAUCUCCGGGCUGCGCUUCGAGACGCAGCUGCGCACCUUGGCCGCCUUCCCGGACACGCUGCUGGGCGACCCGCGGCGCCGCGUGCGCUACUUCGACCCGCUGCGCAACGAGUACUUCUUCGACCGCAACCGGCCCAGCUUCGACGCCAUCCUGUACUACUACCAGUCGGGCGGGCGGCUGCGCAGGCCCGUCCACGUGCCCUUGGACAUCUUCCUGGAGGAGAUCCGCUUCUACCAGCUGGGCGAGGAGGCCAUCGAGACCUUCCGCGAGGACGAGGGCUUCAUACAGGAGGAGGAGAAGCCCCUGCCCCAGCCCCACUUCCAGCGCCAGGUCUGGCUCCUCUUCGAGUACCCCGAGAGCUCCGGGCCGGCCCGGGGCAUCGCCAUCGUCUCCGUCCUGGUCAUCCUCAUCUCCAUCGUCAUCUUCUGCCUGGAGACCUUGCCCGAGUUCCGCCAGGAGAGCAAGGGGGGCUCCGGCAGCUUCCGCGACGGCGGCCAGGGGGGCUUCCGGCCGGACUUCCCAGACGAGGACCUCCUGUUCUUGCUGCCCCACCAGCCGGAGGGAGGGACCCAGGCGCCUCUCCAGCCCCACGCGGGCACCAGCCCCUUCUUCACGGACCCCUUCUUCCUCAUCGAGACCCUCUGCAUCAUCUGGUUCUCCUUCGAGCUGCUGGUGCGCUUCUUCGCCUGCCCCAGCAAGCCCGAGUUCUCCAGGAACAUCAUGAACAUCAUUGACAUAGUGGCCAUCAUCCCCUACUUCAUCACCUUGGGCACGGAGCUGGCGCAGGAGCAGCAGAAGAGGGAGCAGCCCGGCGCCGCCGGCAACGGGGGUCAGCAGCAAGCCAUGUCCUUGGCCAUCCUCCGGGUCAUCCGCCUGGUGAGGGUCUUCCGGAUCUUCAAGCUCUCCCGGCAUUCCAAGGGGCUGCAGAUCCUGGGGAAGACCCUCCAGGCCAGCAUGAGAGAACUGGGACUCCUCAUCUUCUUCUUGUUCAUCGGGGUGAUCCUCUUCUCCAGCGCUGUCUAUUUUGCUGAGACCGACGACCCGGAUUCCCUGUUCACGAGCAUCCCGGAUGCCUUUUGGUGGGCGGUCGUGUCCAUGACCACGGUGGGCUAUGGAGACAUGUACCCCAUGACCAUUGGGGGCAAGAUUGUGGGGUCGUUGUGUGCCAUUGCGGGCGUGCUCACCAUUGCCUUGCCCGUGCCCGUCAUUGUGUCCAACUUCAACUACUUCUACCACCGAGAAACUGAUCAGGAGGAGCAGACCCAAUACACUCACGUCACCUGUGGCCAGCAGCAAUCUCCUUUCUUGGAGCCCGGGAAAGGGGAGAGCAGCCAGUCGCUCAGCAAGUCUGACUUCCUGGAGGCAGAAGACUUAGAAUCGAUGAAAUACUCCAAUUUCAUUCCAGCCGGCAACCAGGCUUAUAAGGAGAACAAAUUGUUGACGGAAGUUUGAUGGGCUUGUGGGACGUCAAGGUCACCAGGAGACCCCGAAAGUGCCAUCUGGUCAGGCCAGCUGGUUCCGGUCUCCUCAGACUGCUGUUGAUCCCUCCUGUCUUCGCAGCGGAGGAACAGCGAAAACACCAAGUCCGGGUGACUGAAAAUUAUGUAUGCAUACAAAAAAGCAACUGGGAUUUGGGACCCUGGUUUGCUUUGCCCCGUAGGCUUCUGCAUUGGAUGAUGAUCAUCUGUCCCAGCCCUGGGACAGUCACCUGUCACGUGGUCAUGAGGUGGGAUCCUUUUUUAUUUCAGCAGCUGCCCGAUGGAUCAUUUUUUCUCAUCUCCAAACAAACAAAAAACCUAAAAGUCAAGGCAAGGUUGCAGGUUGUCUCGGGAUGGGCCGCACGGGCUAAGAAUGUACAUUAUGUUUUUCGCCGCCCGAUCAGUCCCAGCCUCUGUGAUGCUCCCUUUGAGAAAUGGAAACUCUGCAUCAGGCAUUGUAGUGUGUUGUCCGGUAACCGUAGGAAGGAUCAACAAGCUGGCAAGAUCCCCUUUGAUGUGACACCUGCGCCCUGUGGAGCUGCUUGCUUGCAAACGCUCAAGGCUGAGAAAGUAUCCACUGGGUUGCCACCAAACAGCCUUGACGUCUGCAGCUGGCCCUGGAUCAAGGCUGGUUAUCUUGUUAGCAUCUGGGAAGACUCAUGUUGCCAUCUUUCCAUUCUCUACAUGCGCACCUUGCAGUCACCGGGCGUGGGGGAAAUGGUGUAUCGUCUUGGGGAUUUUUUCCCAGUUGCAGACUGUGUUCCAAACGAACAAAUGGUGCCACAGGAAUGCUGGGCAUAAAGGGCGAGAGAGCAGGGAAACACACUUCCUUUCUGACCCAUACCAUUCAGACAACGGGGUUUGGGGUCAGGGGAGCUCCUCAAGAGUUUUCUCAAUGGAAGCCCCCCCCCCCCAUGCUUGUGAAAGAACAUUUUUGGGAUGAGGGAGCUAGAGAAAAGUGGGUACAAUUGCAGAAAAUGGAGGGGGGAAUCAGUUCUCCCCUGCACUGUCCCAGACCCUUGUGUCCAAGGGGGCCAGAGGGAGGAUUUCCCAGUUAGUUUGGAGCUGCCGGUACUGCCAUUUUGGGUUGGGUCCAUUUGCGCCUGCCCUGCCAUAAGAUGUAAUCAAAGCAAGUGUAGCAAUUCCUUGUUCUCUGAAUUGCCUUUCCUAAGCCAGCUUGGCUUCCAAGACCACCUUUGGUUUCAUGUGGGCAUUACCCGUUUUGUAUACACGUGCCUUCCUUUGCGGGAAACAUGGCUGACCCCAGAUGUUUAUUUUUCAUCUGGAAGCUGGAGGUGGAAAUGAAAUGUCACUUGUGCUACGUUCUGCCAGCUGUGUAGCUCAGAGCAGCGCUGAAGGCAGACUUGAGAUAUAACGGGAGCUGACAGGGGGCUCUUAGCCAUUGGGCUUUGCAGAUGAAAUGACAGCUGUCUAUUCCAGUGAGCCAUCUGAUGAUUCAAGCCACCGUGUGUUGACUAUCCCCAUUCAGGUGAGCUGCCUGUCUUUUUCACUUUCUGAAGUGCUGAAGUGAAGAUUCAUUUACCACCCUGCUCAUUUAAAAAAAAAAAGGUAUUUUGAAAAGUGAAAAUGCGCUGCAAGUGUUGGUGGGGAAACGGGUUCUUCGGUGAUGGCAUGGGCACUAGCCACUUUCCAAGCAUACCCAGCUUCUGAUAUAAAAUGUAUGGAACUCUCCCUCCUUCCCCCACCCAACCUUGACUUUAGAAAGCAGCUGUGUGUCUGAACUGAGUUGCGGCGAGGAUAUUUCCACAUUGCCUUUGCUGCUUACAGUAUCGCAUCUGCCUUCACCCUGCAUCAAGUUUAAGAAACCCUACCUCAGCAUCAUCCGGAGAAGCGCCGCUGUGGUCUGUCAGAAGGAUCUUCUGUGCCCGAAGGCUGCAGGGUGACAUUUCCGAUUCAACCGGUCUCAGAAAUGAGAAACAGCUCAGUUGGAAUCCUUGGAACUUUGCUGCCAGUCAGGGUUGUCAAUACUGAUGAGGUGCUGGCAGUCUUUUAAUCUCAAAGGAAGAUGCUGGAUUCGAGUAGGGUUGAAAGGGAAUUAACUGGAAGCCCCUACUAGUGAUAUUAAACUUUAGCAAGCUUCUCAUGGAGAUGAAGAAAAACGCAUGCCAAGAGAAUUCAACCGAACAGAAUGUAAAGCUGGAAAAGGAGGCCUUUUCAUACUGUGCUCAAGAGAACUCGGUGAUCAUCGGGAGAAAAGGGAAACUGGUGUUCAUACACAUCUGCGUUAGCAACAGAAAUUGAUGUCAAAAUCAAAGAGCACGGCAGUCAACCCCUUACAAACGAACGAGAUUGAAGGAGUAAGUCGGUCUGAUCGCCUGCAGAGCAGCAAAGCUUGGAUGGCAGUGGUGAAAUGUAGCCUUGGAAGAGCAAUCCACAGACUGUUGUUCUUUGAGCACAGAAACCAGGAGCUGAAAUGACAGGGGAUCAUCAAAACAGAUGUCCUUUCUUACCCGCAAGAUCGUGUCUUUCACAUCUGCUUUAAAAAAAAAUCUGGACUCGGUUGCGCAGAAAAAAAAAUGUUGUGCUAACAUUUAUUUAUUUACGAAACCUAGACUGAUUUUCUAUUAACAUGAUCCCAAACGGGGUAAAAAAAUUAAGAGCGAGCUUGAAACAGAGGGAAGGAACAAACUGGCAGCAAAUAAGAAGCCCAUAACCCGUCGGCAAAAUGCCAAGCGGCAAAACAGGAGAAAUUGAUUUUCAGGCCCAGUCAAUAAUUUUCCAGCUUCCUGGAAUUGGAAAUCCUUUGCUGAGAACUUAAGCAGCUAGAAAGACCUUCGUGUCGCCUGUGUAGGGUGCCAAGGCAAAACAAGUCCCUUCGACAGAUAACUGUUCAUCAGAUGUCUCCCAUAUGUGGAAUAUUCACCUGGCUCGCCUAAGCAAAACUUCCUAAUUAGUGAGGUUCACACAAGAACAGGAUUCGCUGACACUGGACCUACGAAAAGCAGCACAAUGCUAUUCUUUGGGACACUGAAGAAAUGCCUAAAGGAUUCGUUCCUCUUUCUCUCUGUUCUCUCUUUUACUGUGCAAACUUACAAACGUUGUCAAGUCCACAAGACUUAAAAUCAACGUCAAACAAAGAUCCAUGAAAGUUUACCACUGUAGCUACAAGUGUUCAGCUGUGAUGUGUAGAUCCUCUAUCUGUAAGAUGUGUCUCAUGUAUAGAAGUGUGUGGUGAGCUGUCUUAUUUGUCUGUAGAGCCAGUAUUUGUCCUAGACUUGUAGUCUGACACUGGUUUGUUAAAGGGGGGUGGGGUUAAGAUUUUUGGCAGCGUUUGGGAGAGCCACCAAAAUAGCAUUGUUAGGGUACUUCAUGUAUUUCAGAAAGCCUAUUAACUAAAAACUACAUACAUUUUAAAUACCUGAAAGAUCCUAAAAGUUUCUGCUGCCAAUAUUCUCCUUAUUCUUCUGUUGAGUAAUAGGGGGGGUAUUGCCCUCUUUCCAGUACUAUCUGGAAAAGGAGGGCGGGGAACCAAGGUUUACACAAUUUUUUUAAAAAGAGAGAGAUGAUGCCAGAGAUGUGCUCAUUACAGCCACCAUAAUGCCUUGGGUGGUUUCCUAUCUGGUCUGCGGUCUCAGCGAUAGGCAACUAUGGAGAAAUGUGGGAAUACUGGACCUGAUUUAUGUGCUACAGCUGGGCCCAAAUGCCCUCUUGUGCUUGUGCUAACAUACCACAAACUCUGCAGCAAUGCCCACUUCUGGUAUCCAUUUUGCUGGCUAGCCAGGUUUGGAAAUCAACUCUUGCUGUGGAUUGGCUACUCUCUUCUUGUGGCAAACCCAGUGCAUAGUUAUGAUCGUAACAAAGCAGAACAGGCAACAAGUCUUGCAUUUCCUGCUUUCAUCCAUGGUGUUGUUGCUAUGAAAACCUCAAGAGAAUGGGUCGGUACAAGGUAGCAUGAAGAUGAGGCAAUGACAUGUGAGCACCCAUCCUGCCACUCAAACACUUCCAUGUGUCCAAAGUCUUUGCCCUUUGAGACUUUAGAAGAAAUGUUGCCUUGUAUGGCACUGGUCUUAGAUCAGGGAAGGGAAAAAAGAAGAGGUAAAUUAUGUCCCUACUCGGCCUCCGCAAUCUGCAUAGGCAAAUUUGCUGGUGGUCCCCGGCCCCUCAAUGAUGUG
This is a messenger RNA of Sphaerodactylus townsendi, 6061 nucleotides long. RefSeq names its product potassium voltage-gated channel subfamily A member 6 (gene KCNA6). NCBI's taxonomy places the organism in Eukaryota, Metazoa, Chordata, Lepidosauria, Squamata, Sphaerodactylidae. The record is from RefSeq and is a predicted model, not a curated record. Gene Ontology annotation, cellular component: voltage-gated potassium channel complex; membrane. Gene Ontology annotation, biological process: potassium ion transmembrane transport; protein homooligomerization. Gene Ontology annotation, molecular function: protein binding; delayed rectifier potassium channel activity.